Messenger RNA from Rhagoletis zephyria (snowberry fruit fly), 1627 nucleotides. The record is from RefSeq and is a predicted model, not a curated record. NCBI's taxonomy places the organism in Eukaryota, Metazoa, Arthropoda, Insecta, Diptera, Tephritidae.
AUGCGGAAGAUCAUCGUGCCCAUUGACCUGCCCAGCACGCCCAGCUGCGAGGUGUCCACGCCCAUUCGCAGUGGACUGCGUCAGCGAAAGCGGCCCGUCUCGCCGCCGGUGAAGGGGCCGCGCAUGGAGGAGAUCUGGCUCAAUGAGGAGGAGCUGGAGCUGUGGGAGAUUCGCCAGUUUGCAGAGAGGGCCAUCAUGGAGGAGCGCAAGCGGCAGGCUGAGCUGCGGCAGAAGGCGGCGGCAGAGCUGAGGAAGAGCAAUGCUUCAACGCCCAUUUCAGCCAACAGAGCACAGCUGGUCAACGGAGCGAGAAACAGCACCACCACCCCCACCACCACCCCCACCACCAACAGCCCUCUGAACAUCAACACGAAGCAGGCCAUCAGCUCUCGCCUGUCGAGCAUCUUCCAGAACCGAGCCGCCAACCGGGUGCUUGCCUCUGCUUCGCCCGUCGUCAACAGCGGUACCAUCACGCCCACCACCGCCACUACCACCUAUGCGACCAUCCGAACGGCCAAUGGCACCUUUAGAGUGCCCGUGCACAACAAACCGGGCGCCCCGCCCAAUCAGCUCUUUCUCCGCACUGGAGGGCAGAUCAUUACAUCGUCUAGCACUGCAGCUGCACAGCAGGGCUCCACUUCUGUCAUCCAGGGCGGCAAUGUCAUUGUCACCUCGAACGCAGUGAGUGGCAGUGGAGGCAUCACGCCCACUCGUCCGGGGACGUACAUUGUUCGCGUGCCUGCGAACGCCGGUGCUGGUGGUGGUCUUGGCACUGCAAAACCCCUCAUCAUCUCCAACGUUGGUUCGUGGUCUAAUGGGGCACUGCCCGACAUUGUUCGCGGCGGUAAUCCGAACAUCAAACAGGCGGUGCCCUUGAUUGAGCCCAAGGGGCCGCAGAAGAUCUCCACCGGCACUACGGUGAACGCCAUUCAGGCGACCAGCAGCAGCAGCAGCUCGGCUGCAAAGAGCACAACACCAGCACAGUCGACUGCUGCUGUGACCACCACCACGGGCGCCAUCAACAUUGUGACGCCCUUAUCGACCACGCCCACCAUUGGCAAGGGCAUCCAGUGCGUGCAGCUGAAGACGAGCGACGGGCGGACGCACCUGCUGCCGAUCAGCUCGCUGCCCACCGCCCCCGGGCAGACCUUUCAGAUUGCCCUCAACUCGGGCGGCUCAGGAACGCCGCUGCGGCUGAUUACCACCUCCACCGCCGUCAACAACAAACCGGUGGACAAUGGCAAGGGACAGACCACCUAUAUGAUCUCUGCGGGUUCAUCGGCGUUUGUGCCGGGUGCGAACGGCGGACAGAAGGUAAUCCUGCAGCAGCAGCAGUCAGCUAACAGUAUUACUUCGACGAACUCCACCACUGUAACUCCCGCUACCGAUUCUUCGUUCAAGGUCAUGGUUGAACCUACUACUGCUGGUAGUUCAGCCAAGACCAACCUGGUCACAGCCCCAGCUACUACAGCCACCACCACAGCUUUGAUAACUUCGUCCUCCUCCAAACCAGCAGCACCAGCACCGGCCGAGCCACCGAAAGUUUUUGAACUGACGGCCACGUACUGCAUCUGCCAGCAGGCGUACGACUCGAACAAGUUCUACAUCUGCUGCGACUGCUGCCAGG